Molecule: messenger RNA, 854 nt
Organism: Neltuma alba
Lineage: Eukaryota; Viridiplantae; Streptophyta; Magnoliopsida; Fabales; Fabaceae
Product: pentatricopeptide repeat-containing protein At1g01970-like
Exons: 3
Coding region: 249-764 (171 amino acids)
Source: RefSeq, a predicted model, not a curated record
CCGUCCGCGAGUUCGGCGACGCUUACGCAACACGCACUUACCUCCCCUUCACUUCGCAGAUUUGCUUCACCGUUCAUCGUCUCUUCACUCUUCACUGUUCCCUUCGUCCUUGCGCCUCCGCCGUUCUGUUUCCUUCUUCCUCGACCUCGUCCGCCCUUCUGCCUCCGCCCUCCGCCAUCGUUGUUGCGCGCGCUCUAGUGCCAGCUUCUGGAUGAAUAUUUGAGAUCACGGAGUUCUGUAUUAUUUCAAUGAUGGGAACCAAUUCCUAUCCGCUACUAUCCAAUUGUUGCUUCUCAAGUCUCUCAGUAACUAAUGAUAGAGCUGGGUUUUAUGGCAAUCAUAUUGGUGGAAAUUCAUUACUUUGGAAACUUGGAUCUUCGGAUUUCCAUAAACACCAGUUUGUUUCAUUAAAAGUAAGGAUCAGUAAGGAGGACAUUGUAAAGUCAAAAUUGCUAGAAGAAAACCGGAGAGAGUUUAGAUGGGUUGAGAUAGGCCAUGACACUACAGAAGCACAAAAACAAGCCAUAUCUCAACUUCCUUUCAAGAUGGAAAAACGUUGUAAGGCCCUGAUGAGACGGAUUAUAUGCUUUUCUCCUGAGAAGGGAAACAUGUCUGAUCUGUUGGGGGCUUGGGUGAGGAUCAUGAAGCCUAUUAGAGCUGACUGGCUUUCUGUUCUUAAAGAGUUGAAAACGAUGGAUCAUCCUUUUUACCUUCAGAAUCAAGGGGCUAUUGUGUCUGAUGCUAUCCUGUUUAUAUAUGUCUGAUGGACAUUGUAUGUAGUUAUGCAGCCAUUUAUAACUUUGCCGAGGAAUAUGGUUCGACUGACCUAUUUUUCUGUUCCUUUCUUUUACUUA